CAGUGUUUGUAAUAUAUAAUAUUUGUUUUGUAACCGAUUUUGUUUGAAAAAUAUUUGUGAUUAAAUUCAAUUCUCCAGUGAAAAUAACUCGAAUCGAUCGAAAAUCUGCGAAAUAGAAUUUUUGUCGAGAGUGAAGCAAACGAGAGAAAAUAAAAGAAGAAGUUGAAUUCAAAUAAAAGAAAAGAAAAAAUUGGAAAUCAUUGAAUGAAAAUCGGUUCAAUUGUGAAUUGAAGAAGAAAUCUAUAGAUGAAGUUUUGGUGUGCAAACUUAGAGAAACAAAAUAAAUAUAUAUAAAAAAAAGAAGAUAGACGAGCAUUGAAAAGAGAUCAGGAACUGACAAACAAAAAUAAAAGAAUCAUUGUGGAGUUUUGUUUGUGCACUUGAGAAAAUAUAAAUCAAAGUGUGACUCAAUAUAAAAGUGGCCCGAGUAAAACUGAAUUUAUAGUUUGAAAAGUAUAUACAAUUUAUUGUUGACAAUUAAAAAAAAUAUUUAUGAAAUAAAAAGGCCAAACAAGAAAUUAAACAUUGUGUCAGCACCAACGGUUAACAACAACAGAAAGGAAGAGAAUACAAACGACUGACAAAAAUGUCUAUGAAACAAAUUUUCAAAGAAGUGAUAUGACAACUCUGAUAAUAGCAACUUGAACUCAACCAACAAUUGUUUGUGCAGAACAUUUUCAGUGUUUAUAUGUUAUAAUAGCACAGUGUGAUUUAUGGAAAGAAAUCAAAAUCCGAAAAAAAAAGACGAAAGAAAGUCUAAAUAUAAAGCACUUAUACAAUAUACACAUAGACGCUGAUAAACGACGUCAACAACAAUAACAACAAUUAUCGCAUACUCGAUACUUUUUUUUCUUUUCAUUCUUGUCAAAUCGUUUUAUUGCAUCUGCAAUGUUAGAGCAUACUCGAACAAUUUUAAUGCAUUUCAGACAUGCAAUAUUUACAAAUGAAAACCAUACUGCCAUAUCGAAUUAAAUGCACUGCAAUUAAGCUGAAAAUUGCAUCAAUCCAUCUAUAACAUGUAUAUACAGCCAAAAUAAACAGUAAAAACGACGACCAAAACUUGAAAACUCUAAUUGAAUGUGUUUUGAAAAGCUGUGUGACAUCAUAUGGGGACAGAGAGUUUUGUGCAUACAACAAGAGAUAAAGAGAAAGACACCGACAACAAAAAAGUAACAUAAACAUUGCGAAGAAAAACUUUUUGAUAGCGCAUACAAAAGUCAGAUAACAGCAACAUUACUAUAACAAAACGACGACAAAGUUUUAAGAGCAUCGACCAACAGCAACAAAAAUGAUUUAAUAUAAACGCUUGAAUAAAAAGAAUAUAAAAAAAGAACGAACGACAGAAACAAUCAAAAUUCAAAUGCGAUCAACGUCGAAAAAAACUCAACAACAACAGCAACAAAUCUCAAAUUUAUCCAAACGGUAAUGAUAUAGAGAGAAAAAAAAGAACCGAGAGAAUAAAAAAACUAACAACGACAUAAAUAUUUAUUUCGUCGGUAUUUGGUGGUAUUUAAAAUAUAUACAACAAGAAAAAAAAGAGUGAACGCGAUACAACGUUUUAUGUGCACGCAUGUUGAAAUCUAUAGAGAUAGACACGUCGCACCGAAAUUAAAUGAGCCAAACUAAUAAAAUCUACAAUCGAUCGAUGUCUAUGCCAUGAGAUCGAUAUAAUUACCAUCUGGGAAUCUACAGAGAUAGAUCGAAAGAAAAGAAACAAAAAUCACCAACAACAACAACACACGAAAAGUUAUACAAUUUUUGUUUAGUUUGGAUUUUAUUUCGUUCAUCUCUUGAGAACGACGAGAAAAAUUCAAUAAAUAAAAAAGCGAAGGAAAGAAAGCCGCAUCGAGAGAAGAAAAAAGAGAAUUGCACGACAAAUCUCAAUAAGAAAUAUAUCCAAAAGAGGUAGAAAAGGCACAACGCGGGCAAAACUAAAAUAUUUUGUCGUUUUUUUUUUCUUUUCGAGAGAAGAAAAAAUCCAACACAUACAUAGAUCCGAAAAAAGAAAGAAGGCCAAACUGAAGAACUGUGAUUUGUUUCUCUCUUCAUUCGUUUUCGGCUAGUUUAUUUUAUUUGUCUAUGCACUGCACCGAGGCAAACCUACGAUGAGUGCUUACCAGUCAAAAAACCAAACUGAAAACGCAAUAUAAAAAGGCACCAUAGACACAGAAAAAGAAGCCGAGGAAAACAGAGAAUAUAUAGAGGAACAAAAAAAAAUACAGUUUUUUUUUUCGUGCGUUUGACUUUCGAGUGUGUUGAUUCAGUUUCAACUGCUCUUUAUUUUUACCAUUCGCUGUGUUUGAAUUCACAUCAAAACUCAACAUUGAGACACAGACGAGAGAGCGAAAAAAAAUAAUAAUAACGAAAACGAAAAAAGGCAUUCAAUCUCUACCGAAAAUAAAGCAGAGAAUGAACAAAAAAUCACGUAUGGAGAAAAAAAAUCGACUGAAGGAUUGAAGGAGUACACUCUCACAUACACGAUAUAUAGAAGAAGAAUCUCAGCAUCGACCAGAAAACAGAAAACGACACAACGAAAGAAGAAGAAUACCAAUCAACAACAAAAAAGAAGCUACAUCAAGGCAAAACUUAUUUUUGGGUGUUGAGAAAAACGUAUAUCUGAAUUCUAAGAACGAAAGAAAAUAAAGUGAAAAAAGACAUUGAUAUUGUGUUGCCUAUGUUGCAUUCCACAUAUUUUAUGCAUUUUAGAGUGCAAAAUUCAUAACGAGAAAAAUACACUCAAGAGGAAAUUUUAUUCGGUUUGUGUAACACAAUACCGAAAAAUCACUUCAAACUCACAACCACACACAAAAACACACACACACACAGACACAAUGAUGACAUCGUCAAAGCAAAUAUUCAGUGUGAUACUGGCAAUUUGUCUGUGCAUCACAUUAGUUACAGCCCGUUCAUCUUUAUUGGGACGAGCGGAUGCAGCACCGCGCGGUUGUAAAUGGCAACGAUUGCCCGGCACCGACGCCUCAAAUGACACAUCUAACGUAAAGCAUAUGCUUCAAUGUAAAUUAAGGACAAUUAGCGGUAUUGAUAAUUUACUUAGUAAUUUAAGUGUAUACCAAACGGAUCGCAUCUCGGCCAUGCGACUUGAAUGCAGUGACGUUUUAUUUUUUGAAAGUUCACUGGAAACAAACAGCCAACAUGCGGGCGUUUUUCUAAGCGCAUUACGUAAUUUAAAUAAUUUAACCAUAGAAUUUUGUAAAAUUCGAUAUGUACCAUCAAUGGUAUUGCAAGGUUUACGUAAUCUACGAAUAUUAUCGCUGCGAACGCAUAAUUCCGACUGGAGCCCAAUGAAUUUGGAAUUGCAUCCGGAAUGCUUUCGUGGCCUAACUGAAUUACAAGAUUUAGAUUUAUCCGACAAUAAUAUUUGGAGUUUGCCAACGGAAGUAUUUUGCCCGUUGUAUUCACUAAAACAUUUGAAUUUAACAAAAAAUCGUCUCACCGAUAUCGCUCAAUUGGGCUUUGCUGGCUACGGUAGUGGUUCAUCAACGCCAGGCAAAGCAUGCAACACCGGUUUGGAAGUGCUCGAUUUAUCACACAACGACAUUUCAUCGUUGCCCGACAACGGAUUGUCAGCAUUACGAUCGCUCACAACACUUAUGCUGCAGGAGAAUUUACUUAUUGAGAUUGGCGAUCACGCACUGAACGGUCUACAAUCACUUAACAUAUUGAAUAUUUCAAGCAAUCGAUUAGUUGCAUUGCCACGAGUGUUAUUCCAUUCAUCACCACAGCUCACGCAAUUGUAUUUACAAAAUAACACAUUGGCAGCCUUGGCACCUGGUUUACUCGAACGUCUUGAACAUUUAGAAGUAUUGGAUUUAUCGCAAAACGAUCUCACAUCAACAUGGAUCAAUGGCGAAACAUUUGCCGGAUUGAUGCGUUUGGUCGUUCUAAAUUUGGGACACAAUUCACUUAUGAAAAUCGAUCAAUUCGUAUUCCGUGGCUUGUACAGUUUACAAAUAUUACAUUUGGAUCACAAUGACAUCGAUACUAUUGAUUCGGGUGCAUUUGUUGAUUUGAAAAAUUUGCACGCCCUAACACUGUCAUCGAACAAUUUGAAACGCAUCGAACCAUACCAUUUUACCGAAUUGUACGUGCUGAACCAGCUAUUUUUGGAAUCAAAUAAAAUCGAAUCGAUCGACGACAAUGCAUUCGAAAAUCUCACCAAUUUGAAUGAUCUUAGUUUGAAUGACAAUUCACUCAACGAAAUACCGAGCUGCUUGCAGAAAUUGCAUUUCCUCAAAUCAUUGGAUUUGGGCAAAAAUCGCAUUGAAACACUACACAACGACUCAUUUGAUGGAUUGAAACGACUAUUGGGAUUGCGUUUAGUCGAUAAUCAACUAACAACCAUCGCCCGAGACACAUUCAUUAAAUUGUCAUCGAUUCAUGUACUGAAUCUAGCAUCAAAUCAAAUCAAACAAAUCGAUCAGUCGGCGUUUAGCUCGAAUCCAACAUUGCGUGCCAUUCGUUUAGAUAAUAAUCAAAUUCAAGAUAUAUCGAGUGUGUUUACAUCGUUGCCAGACCUUGUGUGGCUCAACGUAUCCGAUAACAAUAUACAUCAGUUCGAUUACAGUCAUUUGCCGGCAUCACUUGAAUGGCUCGACAUCCAUAAAAACAAUUUAUCGCGAUUGGGCAACUAUUUCGAUGUACGCAAUAUCACGCAAAUCAAAAUGCUCGAUGUUUCGUACAAUAAUUUGGCUCGCAUCGAUGAUUCCAGCAUACCGAACAGUAUUCAAACAUUAUAUUUGAAUAAUAAUAAAAUUCGUGAGGUCGCACCAGGUACGUUUUUAAAGAAACGACAUUUAGAAAAGGUCGUAUUGUAUGGCAACCAAAUACGUGAAUUGGACAUUUCGGCAUUUGCAUUGAAUCCAAUAUCCGAUGUUAAAGAGAUGCCACAAUUUUAUAUUGGCGAUAAUUUGAUUCAUUGCGAUUGUCAUAUGGAAUGGUUGCAACGCAUUAACGAAUUAAGCCAUUUGCGCCAACAUCCACGAGUACUUGAUUUAGACUUGGUUAUGUGCACCAUGGAACACGAGCGCAAUGGUGUUGCGGUUGUACGACCGCUAAUGGAUUUAAAACCACAAGAUUUCCUAUGCAAAUACGAAAGUCACUGUUUUGCCUUGUGCAAUUGCUGUGAAUUUGAAGCGUGCGAUUGCAAAAUGACCUGUCCCGAUCGUUGUACAUGCUAUCAUGAUCAUACAUGGAGCGCAAAUGUUGUUGAUUGCGGUAAUGCUGGCUACACCAAAGUACCCGAACGUUUGCCAAUGGAUGCGACAACAAUAUUCUUGGAUGGCAACGAUUUGGGCGAUCUGUCGAGUCACAUGUUUAUUGGAAAACGAAAAUUGGAACAAUUGUACUUAAAUGAUAGCAAAAUUUUGAGCUUACACAAUCGCACAUUUAACGGUGUGCCAAGCUUAAAAGUUUUACAUUUGGAAAAUAAUCAAAUCGAAGAGUUGCGCGGAUUUGAAUUCGAUCAAUUGAAAAAUUUGAAUGAAUUGUACUUGAGCGAAAAUGCGAUUGGACACAUUGGCAACAAUACAUUUGGAUCGUUGAAAAAAUUGGAAGUUUUAGCGCUAAAUCAUAAUAAAAUCACGAAUUUUGCACCAUGGCAUCAAUUGACAUCCGCAUACGAGGCCGGUUCAUUGUCACAAUUAUUGUUGGAGGGAAAUCGUUGGCGAUGCGACUGUGAAAAUCUACUAAAACUUAGCGAAUGGAUCAAAGAGUUCCAGGGUGAAUUUGAUGUUACCCGAAUGAUGUGCGUCGAUAAACGUUACGUUGGCGAAAUGAUCAAGCAUUGCGAAGAAGCACUUGAAAAUGGUAGCGCAACAUCGGCUGUUCAACGUACGGUCAUUGGAAAUGGUUUAAUCGGUGGCAAUUAUGUGCCAUUGUUGGCUGCUGUUCUCGUUUCAAUCAUUGGCGCCGGCCUAUUGAUCGCAUUAGUCUGUGUAUUGCGACAAGAUUUCCGUUUGUGGGCACACGCAAAAUAUGGCAUACGUCUAUUCAAAGAUCCAACUCAAACACCGGGCAAAAGUGGCGCUGAAGAAGGAGACCAAUUGUAUGAUGCUUACUUUGUUUACAGUAUUCACGAUUCAGAUUUUGUACUACAAGUCAUCGCAUCCGAAUUACACAAUAGCGGCUACAAUUUAUGCUUGCAUCAUCGUGACAUUCAUUCGUCGGCAUAUCUGAACGAUUCAUUACAAAGUGCGGCCGAUAUAUCGAAAAAAAUCAUCAUCGUCGUAUCGAUGGCAUUCUUACAAAAUGAAUGGUCACAGCCAACAUUCCGUUUGGCAUUACAAUCGGUCAUCGAAAAUAUUCGUCCAUCGUAUCGUCGUCAUAAAAUUGCGCUCAUUUUAACCGCACCACUUGAGCUUAUCGUUAUGGAUGCUACAAUGCAAUUAUUGGUACAAACAUGCCCAGUCAUUUGCUGGGGUGAGAAACGAUGCUGGGAUAAAAUUCGAUUUGCAUUACCCGAUCUACCAUCGCAUAAUCGUUCAAUCAAAAAAUUGGGCACCGUAUCGCGCAGCCCAAAUUUACGCUAUACACCAGCACCAACAACACUUGAUUCAUGGUGUAAAAAUCAUCCCGGUUUCGCUGUGCCAAUGAACAAUGCCACAAAUAUUAGCAUGGAAGUGGUUGAACAAAUGCACCAACAAGCCCAACAGCAUCAGCAACACCAACAACAACACCAUCAACAGCAACAUCAACAGAAAUUGACACAGGAUCAACUGUCACUAUCACCAAUUUCACUGUCACGUCAAUCAAAUGCGGCCACAUCACCAUCGCAUAGCAUGAGCAUCACCGAAGAUGAACUGUCUUGUACAUCGUCUCACUACGAACCAACAGCCACAUUACAGCAACAAACAAACUACGUAUGUCGUUCGACCGCCUCAUCGCUCGGCCAUGUCUAUUCAACGAUACCAGAAACACCGCAAAUGAAUCGAAAUGGUCGUGCUUACUUCGUCUAAGGUGCGUGCACAAAAAGCAAAUAGGCAUACAGCAUAAAAAUAAACUACGCAUUUAUAUUAUACCCGAGCCACAUCCACAAGGCUACUCCAGUCACGGUAAUCAUACUCUAAAAGAAUAUUUAUUUGAAAAGUAAAAAAGAAAAAAAAACGAAAAAAAUUAACCAUUUCAUGUUUUUCACCAUAUACGUAACCCAUAAAUGUGUAUAGUUUAGUCGAAAUCAAAAAAAAAUCCUUUCUAUUUUCCUUCCGUUUUCAUUUUUUUUCAUGCAAACAAAGAAAUUAAAAAAAAAAACUAUAUUUUUCAUUCACUUUAAUCGAAUACAAGACACAUACUCUUUUUGUGACACACGCACACACACACAAACUAUACUUGAAAUGAAAAUAAUAUUGCUAAUGUAUAAGAAAUACAAAACCGAAGUAACUAUUAAUUAGAAUCACAGGGAAGAGAUACGCGUUCUUUUUAUUUCAUGUUCUGUCUGUAGUUUUGUAGUUUUCCUGUGUUUAUAUCGAUUUUUGUUUUCCUUUUUGUUUGAGACACAGAGUGCAAAGAGUAAAAACACCUGUUAUAUGUAACCAUGUAUUUGACUACACAUUUGCGCAAAUUGAUGAACAAGUUAUUUGAAGCCAUUGACCAUCGCCAUCGCCAUCGACUCGAUGGUGGAUUAAAUCAAUGAGCCCAAACAUUAUAGCCAUCGAUUUUGCAGUGUGUAGCGAACAUGUUUUUUUAUUAAAUCGACCUUAUCGUUUCUCUGGAAUCUUGAGCAACAACAACAGCAAGAAAAAUUAAAGAAACGCUCAAAUUUGGAUAUAUAUAACAUUUAAGAAACACCCCCUUUUUUAACUUACACCUAACAACAAAUAUUUGCUACCUGAAUCGGAACAAAAUCAAAAAAAAAAUACACACGCCAUCAAUUUUAUAAAGAGCAACGUAUUUCAUGCAUAGAACCUCAUACUUUAUCGAAAUGACUACCGAAUUCAAAGUAGUUUUUUUUUUGUUCUUCGCAUCGAAAAUCGAUUGUUUUGGUUUCGUUUUGGAUUAACAUGUUCAAAAUUUCACUGAAUCAUCGGUUUUUAUUCUGUCGUGAAUAUUCAAAUUCGUUGACAGUUGUUUUUUUUUUUCUUUCUUUCUGUUCGUGUCAAUGUUUCGUUGACAAAACACGAAACAUAAAUAUAAAAUCGAUUGUAAUCAGUAGUCCAUAUCAAUUCACUUUAUCGUAUUUAAUCAGUUUCGAUAAUUUAUUACGCGACUUCAUAUUUGACAAGCAAUUUUCCACAAUCGUCAACGCAUCUCAUCGUCUAUAUAUGCUAAUAUAAAAUGACUGAAAUCACUUAGAUAAUAACAAUACGAUUUAAACGGUUAUUAAGUGUUCACGUGUAAAGCGUUUUCGUUUUUCGAUUUUUAUUUUUUUUUAUUUAAUUUUGCUUCAAUUUUAUUCUGAGCAUUUAUUUUUGGAAUCGUUGACGAAUGGGAAAUGUUUCAAUCAAAUCGGUGGUGUGUAAAAUUGUCUCCAAUUUGAAAAUCACCUACGAAAAUUGUCCCGGCUCCAUUAAAUAUUCAACUCGUUGGAAUUUUUAAUUGCUACUUCUCUCACAUUCCGAUUCAGUUUGGCAUUUCAAUGGGAACAAAAAUUCGAUUGACACACACGAGAACGAAUGAAAUAAAACGAAUAUAGAAAAUAACGGAACAAUUCAUUUAACUAAUUUGUUGUGUGUUUCUUUUUAUUUUCUCAUCAAAUUGAGACUCAGAUUGUUUAAUAAUUGAUAAAAAAAAGAUGUGCUUACACCAUAUAUGAAUAAAAUAUAUAUAGAACAAAAAGAGUUUCGGUGUCAUUACUAUUUGUAAAUGUAAUGAAAAUACACACAGUAGAACACCCCGAACGAAAAAGUGAUAGGAUUUAUACAUUGUAAUCAAUUAAUCUAAUUGUACUGCCAUUUGCCACACCAUAUGACUGCCACAAACAUACAAUAGAAAAAAAUGAAAAUAUACACGCGCGCAUUCACUGUAAU
Molecule: messenger RNA, 8981 nt
Organism: Contarinia nasturtii (swede midge)
Lineage: Eukaryota; Metazoa; Arthropoda; Insecta; Diptera; Cecidomyiidae
Product: toll-like receptor Tollo
Exons: 1
Coding region: 2832-6974 (1380 amino acids)
Biological process (GO): signal transduction
Molecular function (GO): protein binding
Source: RefSeq, a predicted model, not a curated record